This is a messenger RNA of Daphnia carinata, 1667 nucleotides long. Its product is annotated as tubulin beta chain-like. Gene Ontology annotation, biological process: microtubule cytoskeleton organization; mitotic cell cycle. Gene Ontology annotation, molecular function: structural constituent of cytoskeleton; GTPase activity; GTP binding. Bases 106 to 1449 code for a protein of 447 amino acids. Gene Ontology annotation, cellular component: microtubule; cytoplasm. The record is from RefSeq and is a predicted model, not a curated record. The transcript has 3 exons. NCBI's taxonomy places the organism in Eukaryota, Metazoa, Arthropoda, Branchiopoda, Diplostraca, Daphniidae.
UGUCAUGCUACUCACGAUAUCGACGACGAAAGUUAAAGCGAGUACUACCCUAGUACGCACUGUUCGCUGCAGUCCCACCCAUUCCUCUUAAAGAAACUAGCCAAAAUGCGUGAGAUCGUACACAUCCAAGUCGGCCAGUGCGGAAAUCAAAUCGGUGCCAAGUUCUGGGAAAUCAUCUCUGAUGAACAUGGAAUCCAGCCCAAUGGUGUAUACCAGGGAGAAUCUGAACUGCAGCUUGAGAGGAUUGAUGUAUACUACAAUGAGGCCAGUGGUGGGAAAUAUGUUCCUAGAGCUGUUCUGGUAGAUUUGGAGCCUGGUACCAUGGACUCUGUUCGUUCUGGUCCUUAUGGUCAAAUCUUCAGGCCUGACAACUUUGUGUUUGGGCAAUCUGGUGCUGGAAACAACUGGGCCAAGGGUCACUACACUGAGGGAGCUGAAUUGGUUGAUUCUGUUUUGGACGUUGUCAGGAAAGAAGCCGAAGGGUGUGACUGUCUUCAGGGAUUCCAACUGACUCAUUCCUUGGGAGGUGGUACUGGCUCUGGCAUGGGAACCCUCUUGAUCUCCAAGAUUCGCGAAGAAUACCCUGACCGCAUCAUGAACACUUUCUCCGUCGUCCCUUCGCCUAAGGUCUCUGAUACCGUCGUUGAACCCUACAAUGCUACUCUCUCUGUCCACCAACUCGUUGAGAAUACCGACGAAACCUACUGCAUUGACAACGAGGCCCUAUAUGAUAUCUGUUUCCGUACUCUCAAGCUGACCACGCCCACUUAUGGAGAUCUCAACCACCUCGUCUCGCUAACUAUGUCGGGCGUGACAACCUGCCUACGCUUCCCAGGCCAGCUCAAUGCCGAUCUCCGAAAAUUGGCCGUCAACAUGGUUCCUUUCCCUCGUCUGCACUUUUUCAUGCCCGGCUUCGCCCCGUUGACCAGUCGUGGCUCGCAACAGUACCGCGCCCUAACCGUACCCGAGCUCACUCAGCAAAUGUUUGAUGCCAAAAACAUGAUGGCCGCCUGUGAUCCGCGCCAUGGACGUUACCUAACUGUAGCCUCCAUUUUCCGUGGCCGCAUGUCGAUGAAGGAAGUCGAUGAACAGAUGCUGAACAUCCAGAACAAGAACUCGUCAUACUUUGUCGAAUGGAUCCCUAACAACGUCAAGACGGCAGUUUGCGAUAUUCCGCCACGUGGUCUGAAGAUGGCAGCCACUUUCAUCGGCAACUCGACCGCUAUCCAAGAGCUCUUCAAGCGCAUUUCGGAACAAUUUUCUGCCAUGUUCCGUCGUAAGGCUUUCCUCCAUUGGUACACUGGCGAAGGCAUGGACGAGAUGGAGUUCACUGAAGCUGAAUCUAACAUGAACGAUCUGGUCUCCGAAUAUCAACAAUACCAAGAAGCGACCGCCGACGAUGAGGCGGAUUUUGAAGAAGAUCCCGACGCAGAAGCUGACAAUGCUUAAAUUACUCGAAAUCUGUUAACUGUUACAUUUCUUCGCCCUUUUCCUCAGUCUCCUUUAUUUAUUUUCCAACUGAAAGCUAUCGAUCUGCUCUUCGUCCUCCCACUCCUUUAUUAUAUACAAAUCCGAAAUUCCUAUUACUAAGUCCUUUCGCUUUGUUUGUGCAUGCAGUAAAGCCUGUCCUCUUGCUUUCAGAUAAUACAAUUGCAGCAAUACCGCAA